Molecule: messenger RNA, 4093 nt
Organism: Mycena citricolor
Lineage: Eukaryota; Fungi; Basidiomycota; Agaricomycetes; Agaricales; Mycenaceae
Source: the annotation of a GenBank genome assembly
ACCAAAUGUUUGCGCGUCAUACUUGUCACAUUGUCACAUUGUGUGAACGUAACACGCGUGUCCGCUUUCUUUCUGGCGCACCACGCUCCACUGACGUUCUCUUUAUUUCGUCUCUCGCUCGGGCUGGGCUGCAACAUCUAGCUCCACACCCGGCGCACUUCAUCCAGCAUAUAUCAUUUUACUCUUUCUCCCUCUACAACUUCAGUACUACAUAUACUGCGCCUGAUCGUUCUGAUAAUCCAGGACUUACCUCCAAGCAGACCACAUAGGAAUUGUAUCCUUGCCAUACUCACAACGCGCAGCUAUGGUUUUCGGCUUAUUCUCGCGCAAUAAAUCGAGUGUUGAUCUGACGAAGAAGACAACCCAAGAGGACACCACCGUCCAAUUACGGACCCCUUCUCCCUCUGUGUUGUCGGGAUCUUCGCCGCGUAAUGACCAGUCGCGAGGCCCUCCCGCCACCCCUUCUCCUGCCCCAGACCUUGCGGAUCCCGACGUCUUGCACGCUUUAAUUGAAUCUAUUCCUCCGAAGGCGUUACAUGCAUACGUGCUUGCGCGCAUCAGCCACGCUUCCCCUCAACACGUUGGUCCUCUUGCGCAGUUUUUCUCGGCACUCGAGCCGCCCCCAACGUUGCACUGUGUCCGUUGCCACAAAGGCUAUUUUGAGGUCGAAAAUAAUGAUCGGAGUUGCUUGAUCGGGCACGACGACGAAAGCGCUGAGGUGGAGAGGGUUGGUGGCGGAUAUGAAACACUCUUCGGCUGUUGCGGGAAAACUGUCGAAGGGGAAGGCGAUAUGGGUCCUCCUGAUGGAUGGUGCUAUGAGGGCAUGCAUACCACGGACAACAAGCGUGCGCGCUUCCGUGCAGACUCAACCGUACACGAGGACAAACUAGUGUCCUGUACGCGGUUGCGGUGCCAUGAUCCUCGUCCGAGAAAACGUCUCCGCACUCGCGAUAACGAAGACUCAGACGAGGACAGCGACGACGACGGUGCAAGUCAUAGUAGCGUCCGCACAAGGCAAUCCAAGCGCGCAAAGAUUGGGACAGCCCUUUUUGAUGAUGAAGAUGUCGACAUGGAGCAGCCAUCUCCCAAGCCCAGCAGCUCGCGAGGCCGGACUUCGCGAGCGAAGUCUCCGCUGAAGAGCGCAUCGGGACGCUCGAAGCCAGCCAAGACCAAGUCAGCUCUCAGGACGCGAUCCGUCUCCCGUGCACGAUCUGAAGUGUCUAUUUCGAGUUCCCCCGCCAAGCGCAAGCCGGCCAGCAGUCGAUUUGUUGCCGGCCCGUCAUCUACGUUGGUCACCGAGGCCUCAUUCUCCUCGACAACAUCAGUGAUGGCUGUUGGAGGCAACUCGCAGGAACAAACUCAGACCAGCAGUCAACUCACGGAGGUGGUCGCUGUCAGUGCUCUGAAGAGCAAGAAGUCGGGGAUGCAGUCUAAGAAGGUUGUCACUGUCGCCAAAGAAGUGAAGAGCACAUCGUCCACGGCAAAAAGAAAGCCAAGAACGAAGAAACUGGACGAGGUCGUGGAGUCCAGUAUCCCGGGCGAGACAGAAUGAGAGAGCUCCUCGACCACUGCGAAUGGACGCAGUUUCUUUCUAUAUGUUAAGCACUAGCUAUCUGCUAUCUCUCAGCGUAUCGUACUGUAUCACCUAACGAGCAGCCAAGCCGCUGCUCUCCCACUCUCUUCCAAUUUCUCUCUCUUCGUGCAACGCUCAAUCUGCUUGCUCGCCCUCGCAUUUGUACUUCGUAUUGCACUCGCACACCGUCCUUUACUUAUAUCCCAUGAAAUCUUGUCUAUAUUGUUGUCUCUGUAAUAGGUGUGACUGUCUUCAUUGUAUGAGCCGGAGAAAUCGGCGGACUGAACAAUCAGAGAUGUCGUGACCAGCGUGCGACACAGCCACGCUCAAUUUGUCGAACGCGUACUCUUGAUCCACCAAAAUGUCCUCGAGCCUGGAACUUGUAAACCCCAAGGCGGAGAGCAUCCGCCGAGCUGCAGCACUCCAGGUGAACACAAAUGGUGCAAUGGGACUCGCGAACGUCGUCAGAGGCAACCUCGGGCCGAAGGGAACGAUAAAAAUGCUUGUCGACGGGUCGGGACAGAUCAAAAUGACCAAGGAUGGGAAAGUGCUGCUCUCAGAGAUGCAGAUCCAGAACCCAACUGCGGCCAUGAUCGCGAAGACGGCAGUGGCGCAGGAUGACCAGGUGGGAGACGGAACGACGUCCGUGGUGCUUUUGGUCGGGGAACUCCUCAAACAAGCCGAUCGAUUCACUUCGGAGGGCGUGCAUCCUGCUGUGGUGUCGGAGGGGUUCGAUCUGGCGAAAAAAGAGUCUUUGGCGUUCUUGGACACCUUCAAGCAGCCUAUGAAGCUCGAUCGUGCCACGCUUAUCAAUGUCGCCAAUACAUCCCUCGCCACCAAACUGAAUGCUGCAAUGGCAAAGAAGCUAGCUGCAGAUGUCGUUGACGCCGUUCUUACUAUUCAACCUCCUCCCCCGCCCAAAGAUGCAGUCGAUCAAUGGCGUAGUCCAAUCGACCUGCACAUGGUGGAGAUCAUGAAGAUGCAGCAUCGAACCGCGUCUGAGACUCAGCUUGUCCGUGGACUGGUAAUGGAUCACGGUGCGCGGCAUCCCGACAUGCCUAAACGCGUCGAAAACGCGUUCAUCCUCAUCCUUAAUGUCAGUCUCGAGUAUGAAAAAACCGAAGUCAACUCCAGCUUCUUCUACUCGUCGGCAGAACAGCGUGAAAAGCUUGUGGAGGCUGAGCGACGUGUCGUGGAUCAGAAAGUCAAGAAGAUCGUUGAGCUCAAGAACCUCGUUUGCGAUCAGGCGAUGGACAGCAAGGAGAAACGCAAGAAUUUCGUGGUCGUAAAUCAGAAGGGCAUUGACCCGCUUUCGUUGGAUAUCCUCGCGAAGAACGGCAUCUUCGCUCUGCGUCGUGCCAAGCGAAGGAAUAUGGAACGGUUGCAGCUGAUCUCUGGUGGCAUCGCGCAAAAUUCUGUGGAUGAUCUUGAACCUUCCGUUCUGGGCUGGGCCGGGCUUGUGUAUGAGCACACCCUGGGCGAAGAAAAGUACACAUUUGUGGAGGAAGUCAAGGCACCCAAAUCGGUCACCUUGCUCAUCAAGGGACCCAACAGCCACACCAUCACUCAGAUUCAGGAGGCUUUGCGCGAUGGACUGCGGGCCGUCAAAAAUGCUAUCGAGGACGAGGCAUUGAUCCCUGGAGCUGGAGCGUUCGAAGUGGCAUGCUCCGCGCAUCUCGUGGACAAAGUGAAGAAGUCCGCCAAAGGUCGAGUGAAGAUGGGUGUGCAAGCAUUUGCUGACGCUCUGAUGAUUAUCCCGAAAACCUUGGCGCAGAACGGCAACUUCGAUGUCCAGAACGCAGUUGUAGCCCUGCAGGAUGAACAGGCCGAGGGUAACAUCGUUGGAAUCAAUCUGAUCACCGGAGAGCCAUUCGAUCCUACAGUGGAAGGUGUCUGGGACAACUACCGCGUGAAACGACAGAUGCUUCACUCGUGCUCUGUGAUCGCUGUCAAUCUAUUGAUUUGCGAUGAAGUCUUACGAGCAGGGAGAACAUCGCUGAAGCCCGAUGGCCCUGGGCCCCAGUAGAAAUGUAUAUCAACGAUAAUAGAACACAUCGGUUCAUCACAAUUUGGUCUUGGGAACGUCGGUCCUGAUCGAUCUCCACUAGAAAUGCAAAUAAGACCAAUGGCAAGUCAGAUUCGCGAAAAUUCGCGGACCCAAGGAAACCAAUCUCCCAGGUCUUUGGACAAUUGACUGGUGAAUUUGGGCUCCCGUUUCUCCAUGAACGCACGCACACCCUCCUCGCCAUCAUGUGACGCGCAUAAUGCACGUAUCGCACGCGAGUCAAGCAAGUGGUUUUCUUCAAUCGAGUCCCCGGGAUGCUGGAUCAACCCUUUCGUGACCGCAAUCGACACCUGGGACGUCUUGGACGCAAGUUCAUGCGCGAAGGCCACGGCGGCCGGAAGCACUUCCUCGCGGGUAGGGAAGAUUUGGUGGUACAGGCUGCUAAUGAGAUGCGAGUCGGCACUGAUUGUGCUGCCACUCAGAAUGAGUGACAUGGCGCGCGACUGGCCGAUGAG